Molecule: messenger RNA, 2225 nt
Organism: Castor canadensis (American beaver)
Lineage: Eukaryota; Metazoa; Chordata; Mammalia; Rodentia; Castoridae
Gene: Myc
Product: MYC proto-oncogene, bHLH transcription factor
Biological process (GO): regulation of DNA-templated transcription
Molecular function (GO): DNA-binding transcription factor activity; protein dimerization activity
Source: RefSeq, a predicted model, not a curated record
CACCCCCUCGUGCUUCCAGAAGGGCUGGGCUUCUCUGAGGCUUGGCGGGAAAACGAACCAAGGGGAGGGAUCGUGCGUAGCAGUAUAAAAGCGGCUUUUCGGGGCUUUAUCUGACUCGCUGUAGUAAUUCCAGCGAGAGGCAGAGGGAGCGAGCGGGCGGGUGCUCCUGGGUGGAAGAGCCUAGCUAGGAGAGCCGCGCUCCGGGCGUCCUGAGAAGGCAGAUCCCGAGUGAAAGGGGCUUCGCCUCCGGCCCCGCCGCCCCCACCCCAACCCUCCCGCAGACCUCCCACCAACAGCCCGCAACCCCUCGCCGAAUCCUCGAAACUUUGCCCAUUGAAGCGGGAGGACGCUUUGCACUGGAACUUACAACCCCCGAGCGAGGACACGACUCUCCGGACGCGGAGAGGGUAUCCUGCCUAUCUGGGGACCCUUUUCCCCGCCUUUGCCCAGGACUCGCUCCUCUGAAAGGCGAUCCUCUCUCUGGCUGAAGGCUGGAUUUCCUUCGGAUAGUGGAAAACCCGCAGGCUGCCGCGACAAUGCCCCUCAACGUCAGCUUCGCCAACAGGAACUAUGACCUCGACUACGACUCUGUGCAGCCGUAUUUCUACUGCGAUGAGGAGGAGAACUUCUACCAGCAGCAGCAGCAGAGCGAGCUGCAGCCGCCGGCGCCCAGCGAGGAUAUCUGGAAGAAAUUCGAGCUGCUGCCCACCCCGCCCCUGUCCCCAAGCCGCCGCACCGGGCUUUGCUCGCCCUCCUACGUGGCCUUCGCGUCCUUCUCCCCAAGGGGAGACGAUGACGGUGGCGGCGGCAGCUUCUCCACGGCCGACCAGCUGGAGAUGGUGACCGAGUUGCUGGGAGGAGAUAUGGUGAACCAGAGCUUCAUCUGCGACCCGGACGACGAGACCUUCAUCAAGAACAUCAUCAUCCAAGACUGUAUGUGGAGCGGCUUCUCGGCCGCCGCCAAGCUGGUCUCCGAGAAGCUGGCCUCCUACCAGGCUGCGCGCAAAGACAGCGGCAGCCCGAGCCCCGCCCGCGGCCACAGCGGCUGCUCCACCUCCAGCCUCUACCUGCAGGACCUGAGCGCCGCCGCGUCAGAGUGCAUCGACCCCUCGGUGGUCUUCCCCUACCCGCUCAAUGACAGCAGCUCCCCCAAGCCCUGCGCCUCGCCCGACUCCACCGCCUUCUCUCCGUCCUCGGACUCUCUGCUGUCCUCCACCGAGUCCUCCCCUCGGGCCAGCCCGGAGCCCCUGGUGCUGCACGAGGAGACACCGCCCACCACCAGCAGCGACUCUGACGAAGAACAAGAGGAUGACGAAGAAAUCGACGUUGUCUCUGUGGAAAAGAGGCAGCCCCCUGCCAAAAGGUCGGAGUCAGGGUCAUCCCCUACUGGAGGCCACAACAAACCUCCUCACAGCCCGCUGGUCCUGAAGAGGUGUCACGUCUCCACCCAUCAGCACAAUUACGCAGCACCCCCCUCCACUAGGAAGGACUAUCCAGCUGCCAAGAGGGCUAAGUUGGACAGUGGCAGAGUCCUAAAACAGAUCAGCAACAACCGAAAAUGUGCCAGCCCUAGGUCUUCAGACACGGAGGAGAAUGACAAGAGGAGGACACACAAUGUCUUGGAACGCCAGAGGAGAAACGAGCUGAAACGGAGCUUUUUUGCCCUACGUGACCAGAUCCCAGAGUUGGAAAACAAUGAAAAAGCCCCCAAGGUAGUUAUCCUUAAAAAAGCCACAGCGUACAUCCUGUCCAUCCAAGCAGAGGAACAGAAGCUCAUUUCAGAGAAAGACUUGUUGAGGAAGAGACGAGAACAGUUGAAACACAGACUCGAACAGCUUCGGAACUCUUGUGCAUAAAUUGACCUGUUGGAAGGAGGACCUGGAAUCUCCUGAGUUCUCACUCCUUACUAAAGGAAAGAACCGACAGAACUUCCACUCAUUACAUAAAAACUAUUUCAAGUGCAUGUUAAAAAUGCAACCUCACAACCUUGGCUGGGUCUUGACUGUAAGAGUCAGCCAUAUUGUCAACUGCCUCAGAUGGGACGUUGGGCAUAAAAGAACUUAUUUUAUGCUUACCAUCUUUUUUUUUUUCUCACUUUUAAGAUUUGUAUUUAAGAAUUGUUUUUAAAAAAAAAUCUUAAAAGUUUUCCUGUAUAAAUAUGACCAUCCAAUGCAAAUAACUUUAAUAAAAGGUUUAUAACCGUUAUACAAAAUUUCAAACCAUGU